This is a messenger RNA of Sclerotinia borealis F-4128, 567 nucleotides long. Lineage: Eukaryota; Fungi; Ascomycota; Leotiomycetes; Helotiales; Sclerotiniaceae. The record is from the annotation of a GenBank genome assembly.
AUGUUCUCCAAGACCAUCAUCGCUACCCUCCUUGCCAGCACUGCUGCCGCAUCCCCAAUCGUCUCGGCCCGUGCCGCAGGUGAUAAAUUCGGAUUGAUUUCCAUCCGGUCCGGCACCGAUCUCCAAAACCAAGCUAUCGUCGCCUAUCAAGGCGGUCUCUGGAUCGGAAAGGAUACUUCCUCAUACUGCCCAUUGGCUGAGGGUUGCCCUGCCGGUACCGACACCACCUUCGCCGCUGGUGAUAACACUCUCUCCAUGAACGUCGAAGUUCCAGGCGGUCAACAAGUCUACGUUGCCACCAGCGCCGCUGUUUCUUUCACCCCUCCUCACUCCGGUGAUACUCAAGGAGGCGUCGUCACCGGAUGGACCUACACCGCCGGUCAGGAUGGCGCUUUGGGACAGAUGUCUCUCCCAGGCUACGGAUUCAUUGCUUGUGCUAGCACUGAUGGACCUGGUAUCUACCAAGUUUACGCCACUCUUGGAGGAUCUGGUACCGGUAACUGCUCUGGUAUUGCCGUGGCUACUGUCCCAUACACUGGUGCUGUUUCCGCUUGGGAGUACCUUUAA